This is a messenger RNA of Ricinus communis (castor bean), 878 nucleotides long. Its product is annotated as germin-like protein subfamily 1 member 13. Gene Ontology annotation, molecular function: manganese ion binding. Gene Ontology annotation, cellular component: cell wall. Lineage: Eukaryota; Viridiplantae; Streptophyta; Magnoliopsida; Malpighiales; Euphorbiaceae. Bases 62 to 733 code for a protein of 223 amino acids. The transcript has 2 exons. The record is from RefSeq and is a predicted model, not a curated record.
UCAAGCACGCACUUCCUUAGUUAAGAAGCUAUUUAAGACAGCCUAACCUGAUUCUUCCAAUAUGAAAGCAGUUAAUGUCCUUGUAGCUUUUGUUAUUCUGGCUCUGUCGUCCUCUUUUGCCUUGGCCUUUGAUCCUAGUCCUCUUCAGGACUUUUGUGUUGCCAGCAAUGAUCCUAAGGAUGGCGUGUUCGUCAAUGGGAAAUUCUGCAAGGACCCAAAGCUUGCAACAGCAAAUGAUUUCUCAUUUUCAGGUCUCAACAUUCCUAGGGACACAUCAAAUCCAGUUGGAUCGAAUGUGACACUAUUAAACGUUGACAGGAUACCAGGACUUAACACUCUUGGCAUAUCCUUAGCUCGUAUAGACUAUGCACCGUAUGGACUAAAUCCACCUCACACUCAUCCUCGUGCCACUGAGAUCCUGGUGGUCCUUGAAGGCACCCUCUAUGUCGGCUUUGUGACGUCAAACCCCAACCGCCUUAUUACAAAAACAUUGAAACCGGGAGAUGUUUUUGUGUUUCCAAUUGGUAUGAUUCACUUCCAAUUCAACACUGGAAGCACUAAUGCGGUUGCUUUUGCUGGAUUGAGCAGCCAAAAUCCAGGAGCUAUUACAAUUGCAAAUGCAGUGUUUGGAUCUAAUCCACCAAUUAACCCUGAUGUUCUUACAAAGGCAUUCCAAGUGGACAAGAGUGUAGUGAACUAUCUCCAGAAACAAUUCUGGAUGAACAACCAUUAGAUCAUAAUCUUAUAUUAAAGCUUGCUGCUUCAUUUCCAUUUUGUAUUAAUCAUUAUACAUUGGUUGUAACUUGCUAAUAAUGAGAUGCUUUUAUAGCUCUGUAUGUUGAUUUCCAGUGUGCUAUAUAAUACUGCAAGUUUGUUAA